AUGAGCUCUCUCCAAUGCCAUCUUGACAUUACCAAUGAGCCUGGCUCAGAGGAUGAGACAGGUGAAUCUAUCACUUCCGAAGGCCAGGUUGAGCAGGAAGCUACUCAUCUGCGACCCUGGAAUGGCUUUUGGCCGCGCCCUCUUACCGUUGUGAAGCCGGGCGACAUCAUCCCGAUUCAGGGCAACUAA
Penicillium psychrosexuale is the source of this 189-nucleotide messenger RNA. RefSeq lists its product as uncharacterized. The record is from RefSeq and is a predicted model, not a curated record. The transcript has a single exon. The coding region runs from base 1 to 189 and encodes 62 amino acids. Lineage: Eukaryota; Fungi; Ascomycota; Eurotiomycetes; Eurotiales; Aspergillaceae.